AUGUCCUCACCGGCAGUAAAAGACACAGCACCGAGAAAUAUCUCGGCGGACGAAAUCCAAAUGAACACAACCUCGACGAACAAGAUGACGAAAUCGGAUGCCUGGAUCGAUUUUACCUCGAUGGAGCUCCGACAAUUACAUGCUAGUCAACAAGAAGCAAUGAAGAAAAUUAAUGAGUUUUCCGGUGAAUCUGAUGAAUCGGACAUUGAUGAAUGGCUAUAUGAUUUAACAAAUUUAUUCUCGCUGAUGAAAUUACAAGAUGAAACAAAAGUGCUGAUGGCCAUGGGGAAACUUACGGGAUCAGCUCUACGAUGGUAUCAAGAAAAUCUAACAUUAUUCGACGGUUGGAAAGAAGCCGAAGAUGCAUUACAUAAUCGGUUCCAGACAUCAGCAUCGAUUGGUCAGCUGAUACAAGAAUUUUUCCAACUUCGACAGGAGGAAGAACAAUCGGUAACAUCAUUCUACGACACGGUUAUGCGUAAAUAUCGACAAAUUGGCAAAUCCAUCACCGAAAACCAAAUCAUCACAGUAUUGCAAGCGGGCGUGAAACGUUCACUGAAGGAACAUCUAUUCCGAAAUGAAGUGAACAUGUCGAGACCGGACGAAUGGCUGAUAUGGGCGAGAGAUGAGGAACGGGUGCAGCGACGAAUUCAACAACGCAUUACGCCACCACGAGCAGAAACACGUACACCGUACUUCGAACCAACGUUAUCGACAGCAGCUAUCCAACAGAAACCGUCAGCGAAUCCACCGUCAGAUAAUCACACACGAAGACCAUACCAUCGAUAUCAAAAUCGAACAUAUAUGGGUGGAAAUACGCGAGCAUAUCAAUACGACAGUCGAAAUCAGAAUGAUAAUCAGCAUCAGCGUCAACAAACCAACUCCACACAGGUUGCACGAAAACCCCGACCAUGCCUCGUAUGCAAUCGAACGAACCAUUCAACUAUGGAAUGUUUUCAUAAGAAGAAAGACGGCUGGGGAUCGGAUGAUGGCGACGAUCCUCGUGGAGAACACAAGUCAUCAAUCACAUCGUCACUCACAACAUCAACCACGACAUACAAUCCAAUAUUCGUCAAAGUCCUAUGCAAUAACACUCCACAAGAAGCACUCAUUGAUACAGGAUCCGCCAUCACAAUCAUUCACAAACGUUUACUGAGCAAAAUCCCCUACACACAAUUUACAUCUAAAACAACAAACCAUUUAUCAGCAAGUUGCUCAGCGGUCAAUAUCAUCGGUGAAGUAUUAUUAUCCAUCAACAUCAACGGACUUAUCACCAACAUUAAAGCCGAUGUCGCAACCGAUUUAGUCACGAAUUUAAUACUUGGGAGCGACUGGAUUCAGGCAAACAACGUUUACAUCUUAACACCAGAAAAACGUAUCAUGAUCAAACACCGAACCAGAGAAGUAUCAACGUCAUUUAUAAAACCACCACUCUUGAAUUAUCCAGCAACUCUCGCCAGUUACAUCACUUUAUCUCCUUUUUCAGAGCACAUCAUCGAAGUACAAUUGCAACGAACGAACAUGGACGAUGCGCUAUUCGAACCAAAUCCUCGAUUACAACGGAAAGCAUUAUUUACAGCAUGCGCAUUACUCGGCAUUACCGAGGGAAAAGCAACAAUUAGCAUCAUUAAUGCAACAAAUCGACGACAAACACUUUCGGAAGGUACACGGAUCGGUACGGUGACGCAGAUGGCACAGUCAGUCAAUCUCAUCAUGCCAUCCAGCUCAGCUAAAACCCGCAUUCCUAACGGAAAAGCGUGUAAACAGCUCAUCCCAAAAGGGAAAGUAGCGAAUGAUACGAAUCUACCAGCAUCAACAGUAGAGGAGAACGACACGAAAUGUCGAAAUUGUUCACAACGAUUCGCUACACGCAAUGACUUAUUUCAACAUCUACGCGAACGAUGCUACCCAGACGAAAUACGCCAACAAAUCCAAGAAUUAACCAUACACAUUCCGAAUGACGAACAACGGAACCAAAUAUCGAACAUCCUAUGGAAGUACGGAAACCUGUUUGAUCUUCGGAAACCAUCGAAAAUCAACAUCGUCUUACAAAAUGCAAUCGACACCGGUACACAUAAACCAUUACAUACACCACCUUAUCGAAAAUCUAAUCGAGAUCAAGAAAUGCUACGGGAAGAAACACAAAAAUUAUUGAAGAACGAUAUCAUCGAACAUUCGACAUCUCCAUGGUCGUCACCGGUCAUAUUAGUACAAAAGAAAGAUGGAACCACAAGAUUUUGUGUGGAUUAUCGACGACUCAAUCAAAUAACAACAAAAGAUGCAUUUCCAUUACCAAGAAUGGAUGAUAUCUAUGAUCAAUUGACAAAAGCAACAUACUUCAGCAAAUUUGAUUUCAAAUCGGGUUAUUUUCAAAUACCAUUAGACGAAGCAGACCGACCAAAAACAGCAUUCUCUACACGAGACGGUCAUUUUCAAUUCAAGGUGUUACCACAAGGACUCACAAAUGGACCACCGACAUUUCAACGCAUCGUCAAUCAAAUCCUUGGACCAAAUCGCUGGAAACAUAUGUUAGCUUACAUCGACGAUAUCAUCAUAUAUUCCCGAACAUUUCCUGAACAUGCCAAGCACAUCGAAGAAGUAUGCUCACUGCUGAACGACGCCAACUUCAAACUUAACAUCGCGAAAUGUGAAAUUGCACGAGCCGAAAUCCUAUUCCUGGGACAUAUCGUCAAACAAGGAACAAUUCAACCGGAUCCAGAAAACAUUCGUGGUCUCACAGGUGUUCGNGUGAAUCGGAUGAAUCGGACAUUGAUGAAUGGCUAUAUGAUUUAA
Messenger RNA from Adineta ricciae, 2793 nucleotides. The record is from the annotation of a GenBank genome assembly. NCBI's taxonomy places the organism in Eukaryota, Metazoa, Rotifera, Eurotatoria, Adinetida, Adinetidae.